Molecule: messenger RNA, 1197 nt
Organism: Selaginella moellendorffii
Lineage: Eukaryota; Viridiplantae; Streptophyta; Lycopodiopsida; Selaginellales; Selaginellaceae
Exons: 2
Coding region: 153-605 (150 amino acids)
Source: RefSeq, a predicted model, not a curated record
UUAGGGUUCUAUGAGCUUCAGAUCCACCGGUUUGGGAAUCGACAGGAGCGGCGGAUUUCGCCCUCCUUCCCUGUUAGCGGCGUCAAUCCGCCUAGCUUGAUCAUCGCUCUCCCGAAAUCCUCGAAGAACUGGCUUGAAUCGCCGCUGUAGAUAUGGACGGCGCUCUUGGUGGCGCCAGGCGUGGAGUAGAGCACUUGAUCCGAGCGGAGGACGCCGCGGCCGCUCCUCAGGUCCGUGAAGUAGGCAUUGUCGAAUCGGAGAGGGGUCUGGGAGUCGAGAGGGGAGAAAUUCUCAUCGCUCGAGGGCGUGUCAGGGCAGGAUUCACGGAGGGAUUGGAGCAAAUCCUUGUCCAGCGCUGGAUCCGGCUGUCCGGUUCCCAUGAAGUCGUAGAGGCGAUCCUUGACGACCGCGCAGCGUGUCUGGCCGAUUGUGUGAGCUCCCGAGAGAGCUACCAUUUCGUCCACGGACAGGCCUUUGUUCUCAAACCUUGUGAUGAGCUCUUGGGUGGUGGCGUUGGCGAAAGGUAUGUCCUGCGCAGCGGCCGCCAAGCUCGCCACCGUGGUGUCUCUUCGGCCAUAGUGGACUUUCCAGUGAGGGCCGUGUGACUAUCACAGAAGAAAAGAUGGUGGUGAGAGAUUUGAUCUCGGCAUUUUCCUUUCGCUCACCGCUAUGACGGCUUCUCUUGCAGCUAGAGCCAAGAGAUCGGCGCAGGAAACCACGCCGUCGCAGAUUUGCUCCAGUUGGAACUUCACGUCGUCGAUGACUUCGUAAGCUCGAAAAAAGUUUGAGUUUGGAGGAGCGCUCUUCUCGCCCAGCCUGGGAGGAACGUCGUCCAGGAGGAUUGAAGCAUCGCAGCCCUGCAAAAGAAGUUACGCUCCGUCUUUUCGAUCAACUCAAGGCGAAGGAGUGAAGCUGCGAUCCCUGGCUCGUCCUGGACGAACUUAUUUACGGUCUCUCGCACUGUGGUCUCGAGAUUGGGACAGGAAUCCUGGUAGAAAUCCGGAGUGAGGUGCUCUUCCAGGCUCCAAUCAAUCACUGCCAGGAUCAAAACGAGGAAGAAUGCUCGAUCCAUAACUUUAGGAGGAGCUCUUGUGAUCAUCAUCGUAACGGACCCAGGACUGCGAGAUUUUUUCUACAAGGGAAUUCGGUUGCUGAAGCUUUUAUAAAGAUGCUUUAGGACGUGUGUUUCAUUUAUUA